Molecule: messenger RNA, 2776 nt
Organism: Durio zibethinus
Lineage: Eukaryota; Viridiplantae; Streptophyta; Magnoliopsida; Malvales; Malvaceae
Product: O-fucosyltransferase 13
Cellular component (GO): cytoplasm
Source: RefSeq, a predicted model, not a curated record
AUCCAGCCCAGCACUCAAUAUUCAUGUAUACACGUAUUUUUCUGUAAAACUUCUAAAAACCCAUUCUUUUUCUUUGUUUUUUUUUUUAGCCCAAAAGUCGAAAUCACAUUUAAAAGAAGGAACAAAUCCAAUCGAAUCUGAUCUAAAACUCAUAAUAAAAAAAAUUUGGAUGAAAUGAGGGUGAAGCUAUUGUUCGUAAUAAUAUCGACACUUUCCUUAUUCUUGGCCGUCGUUUUGCUCUCUCCUUCGACGCCGGUUUGGAAGCCUUCACACUCGUUGAACUCUCCCAACAGUUCUAAAUCGGAUAUAUGGAGUGUAACGAGAAUCGUAGAAUGGAGACCUUGCAAUUGGUGGCUUCAAUCCCACUUAACUCCUCUACCAGCCAAGAGUAAUGGGUAUAUCCGUGUGGAUUGCUAUGGUGGUCUCAAUCAGAUGAGAAGAGAUUUCUGUGAUGGUGUUGGUAUUGCACGUUUGCUAAAUGCUACUUUGGUGUUGCCAAAGUUUGAGGUGGCUGCAUAUUGGAAUGAAUCGAGUGGCUUUGCAGAUGUAUUUGAUGUCAAUUACUUCAUAAAACGGAUGAAUGGUUUUGUCAAAGUUGUUCGAGAAUUGCCACCAGAGAUAUCAUCAAAAGAACCCCAUCGAGUAGAUUGUAGUAAACGGAAAGGUCAAUUUGAUUACAUCGAAAGUGUUCUUCCAUCCUUGUUGAAAUAUCAUUACAUCUCUAUCACACCAGCGAUGAGCCAAAGAAGGGAUAGGUACCCUCACUAUGCAAAAGCGGCCCUUUGUCAAGCCUGUUACAGUGCGUUAAGGCUGACCAAAUCCUUGGAGAAGAAGGCUACUGAGCUUCUAGAAGCCAUACCCAAGCCUUUCCUCUCCCUUCAUCUUCGGUUUGAACCAGACAUGGUAGCUUAUAGCCAAUGUCAAUACUCAGGCCUUUCUCCUACCUCGAUGAAAGCCAUUGAAGCUGCACGCGGAGAUGAUAGAAAGCCGUGGACUGGAGAAGCAGCUCGAAUUUGGAGGAAUAGGGGAAAGUGCCCUCUUACUUCUAAUGAGACUGCCUUUAUACUUCAAGCACUUUCUAUACCCACGAACACAAAUAUUUAUCUUGCAGCUGGGGAUGGACUGAUGGAGUUUGAAGGUUUAACCUCUACUUUUACCAAUAUAUUUACAAAGUCUGCCCUUCUUAGCAGUGAGGAUUUCAAAAGCAUGCAUGGGAACACAAAAGCUGCGUUGGAUUAUUAUAUAUCUAUAAAUAGUGAUUCUUACGUGGCUACAUACUUUGGAAACAUGGAUAAGAUGGUGGCAGCAAUGCGAGCUUUUAAAGGAUUGUACAAAACUCUUUUCUUAAGCAGAAGAGCUUUUGCCGAGUUUACUUCCAAAGGGUUGGAAGGAAAACAGUUGAUGCAAGCGUUACGGAAGGCUCACAAUGAUGAUUUUACCAUGGGGCGAGGGUCUGCUUUGCCAGACUGCUUUUGUGAAUUCAAAUUGUAGUUUCAAGAUAAGUUUUUCAUUUUUCCUUUUUGUGACGAUUCAUUGUUAAUUUUUUUAGGUAUUCUUUUGGUAUGAAAUCCUAUGGGAUAGUUAAAACCCUUUUAACUCGGGUUCUUGAGAUUUGAAACAUACUGUGUAAUUAGCUUAAAUGCAAAACACUUUCUGGCUAGUUAGCCACUCCAAUGUAAUAUGUUUCUAAUUUUUCUACUUUUGCCUGGCAAAAGAAGCAGGUCUUGAUAUUGUAGAACUGGGCUCGUCUUUUGGUACAUUGCUCUAAGUAAGAUUUGAUGAUUAGGCAUGGUUGGGUAUGUAGUUUUAAAAAAAAAAUGAUGUUACAGUGAAGGGGAAUUUAUCAGAGGCUGUGCUUAACACGGGAGAGUUGAUGCUACAGGGUUCUCCUUUCUAGAAAUGGGUUCUUUCCUUUGAUCCUCAAAAACGUUUUAUUGAAGCCAUGAUGAGGAGUUCAAGGGGGAAUGGACUGGUCUAGUGCCGUGUCCCAUGUCCAAUGUCCAUGGCAAACUGAUUUCCUGAUGGAUUGAUGAGUUUUUACUUCAGCAUCUAGAAUUUUUUUUUCCUGACCAAAAGCAUCAAGAAAUUGGAUAGGACCACGAACAGUUGGCUGGCUAUCGGUCAAAGUCCUCCAUUUUCAGAACCAAAACCUGUUGACUUACUUACCAGGCUAUCAUAGAAUGUGCUGAUUGGCUUGCCAAUCAGCACAUUUUUCUACGUCAUCCAACAAACAAAUCCUUUCCAUAUUCAUCGAGCCUUUUCCAUAUUCAUCUACGUCAUACCAUCAGCAAAAAUUUUCUUAUGGUUUACCUUUGUGAUAGAAAAUUUCCAUCUUCAUCUACGUCAUAUCAUCAAGAAAAAAUUUUCUUGUGGUUUACUUCUAUGAUAGAAAAUUUCUCUUUCUAUUGGUUUAAAAAAAAUUUUGUUCUGUUGAAUUAACUUCACUUGAUGAAUAAUACUUUCUUUCUCCGAUAUCUAUUAUUGCAUGAAAGUAGAUAGAAACACCGUCAUGUAAAAUUGCAUCCAAAAAUAUAAAGUGGGCAUUGAAUCUGAAAACAACCAAGAAAUUGGCAUGCUUUGUAAGCAAAGCAAACAACAACCACAAGUUGGUGGGUGGCUAUUUAACUGAUGGUGAACAUAAACAUAAGCAACAAGCAAUGAAAUAGACCACUUUUGUUAAUUACUUAAAGAUUUUGUAGUUAACAUACAUGGUACUAGGCUAACCUUGUGCCUUCCACUAGUGAAAAAUGUAAGCUAGAAGAAAUAACAGAAUCAU